CCGAGGUUGGACUGAGAGAGUCUGCCGGCUUCCCUUUUUUUGCCUGCCGUCCUCACCCUUCCCCCCCCCGCCUGAGGGGGGUUUCUUCACGUCGGCUUCCGUCCGGAGGAGAGUGAGCGGCGUUUCGGUCGCCUCCUCCCCUUCACUGGGGGAGGAGGAAGGAUCCUGACGCUGAGUCGAAGUGAUACUCUGAGGAAGAGCCGGAGGAGGAGGAAGAGGAGGAAGAAGAAGAAGAAGAAGAGGCGGCGGCGGCCCGAAGUUAAAGAGUGAAGAUGCCGUUAGCGCAGCUGGCGGACCCCUGGCAGAAAAUGGCUGUAGAGAGCGCGGCGGAGGGUCUGAAUAGCUCCGAGAAUGGACAACAAAUUGUUGAUGAACCUAUGGGAGAAGAAGAAAUAAAUCCACAAACAGAAGAAGACAAUAUUAAAGAGAUUGCAAUAACAUGUCAUGUCAAAGAAGGGCAUGAAAAAGCUGAUCCUUCACAAUUUGAACUUCUUAAAGUACUAGGACAGGGGUCUUUUGGAAAGGUAUUCCUUGUAAAAAAAAUCUCAGGAUCAGACGCCAGACAGCUGUAUGCAAUGAAAGUACUAAAAAAAGCAACACUGAAAGUUCGUGAUCGUGUUCGGACAAAAAUGGAACGUGAUAUCUUAGUAGAAGUUAAUCAUCCCUUUAUCGUCAAGUUGCAUUAUGCUUUUCAAACAGAAGGGAAGCUGUAUCUCAUUUUAGACUUUCUCAGGGGAGGAGACUUGUUUACACGCUUAUCCAAAGAGGUGAUGUUCACAGAAGAAGAUGUCAAAUUCUAUUUGGCUGAAUUAGCACUUGCAUUAGAUCAUCUGCACAGUCUUGGAAUUAUAUACAGAGAUCUAAAACCAGAGAACAUUCUACUUGAUGAAGAAGGGCAUAUUAAAUUAACAGAUUUUGGCUUAAGCAAAGAGUCGAUUGAUCAUGAGAAAAAAGCAUAUUCUUUCUGUGGAACAGUGGAAUACAUGGCCCCAGAAGUAGUUAAUCGUCGAGGGCAUACACAGAGUGCAGACUGGUGGUCAUUUGGUGUGUUAAUGUUUGAAAUGCUCACUGGUACUCUACCUUUCCAAGGGAAAGACAGAAAAGAAACCAUGACUAUGAUUCUCAAAGCCAAACUUGGAAUGCCCCAGUUCUUAAGUCCAGAAGCUCAAAGUCUUCUCCGUAUGCUUUUCAAGAGAAACCCCGCAAACAGAUUAGGAGCAGGUCCUGAUGGAGUUGAGGAAAUUAAGAGACAUCCAUUUUUUUCUACAAUAGACUGGAAUAAAUUGUACAGAAGAGAAAUUAGUCCACCAUUUAAACCUGCAACUGGUAGACCUGAGGACACUUUUUAUUUUGAUCCUGAAUUUACAGCAAAAACUCCAAAAGAUUCACCUGGUAUUCCACCUAGUGCUAAUGCACACCAACUUUUUCGAGGUUUCAGUUUUGUAGCUAUCGCAUCAGACGAUGAAAGUCAAGCUAUGCAGACAUCUGUUGGGCACUCAAUUGUUCAGCAGUUGCACAGGAACAGUAUUCAAUUUACUGAUGGAUAUGAAGUUAGACAAGAUAUAGGAGUUGGCUCCUAUUCUGUUUGCAAGAGGUGUAUACAUAAAGUAACCAACAUGGAAUAUGCUGUAAAGAUUAUAGACAAGAGUAAAAGAGACCCCACAGAAGAAAUAGAAAUCCUGCUACGAUAUGGACAGCAUCCAAAUAUUAUUACUCUCAAAGAUGUGUAUGAUGAUGGAAAAUAUGUAUAUCUGGUAACAGAGCUUAUGAAAGGAGGAGAGCUGUUGGACAAAAUCCUUAGACAAAAGUUUUUUUCUGAAAGAGAAGCCAGUGCUGUCCUGUUGACAAUAACAAAAACUGUUGAAUACCUUCAUGCACAAGGAGUAGUACACAGAGACUUGAAGCCUAGCAAUAUUCUUUAUGUUGAUGAAUCAGGCAAUCCCGAAUCAAUACGAAUUUGUGAUUUUGGCUUUGCAAAGCAGCUGAGAGCAGAAAAUGGUCUUUUAAUGACCCCUUGUUACACAGCAAAUUUUGUUGCUCCUGAGGUUUUAAAAAGACAAGGCUAUGAUGCUGCUUGUGACAUAUGGAGCCUUGGCGUUCUUCUUUAUACAAUGCUUACUGGCUAUACACCUUUUGCAAAUGGCCCUGAUGAUACUCCAGAAGAAAUUUUGGCACGAAUAGGUAGUGGGAAAUUUUCUCUUAGUGGAGGAUACUGGAAUUCUGUUUCAGAUACAGCAAAGGAUUUGGUCUCGAAAAUGCUUCAUGUUGAUCCUCACCAGAGAUUGACUGCUGCCCAGGUCCUAAGGCAUCCAUGGAUUGUUCAUUGUGACCAGUUGCCUCAAUUCCAGCUAAACAGGCAAGAUGCUCCACAUCUUGUGAAGGGUGCCAUGGCUGCUACAUACUCAGCGUUGAACCGCAAUCAGUCACCAGUUUUGGAGCCAGUGGGCCGUUCUACCCUUGCUCAGAGAAGAGGUGUCAAAAAAAUUACCUCAACUGCCCUUUGAAGAGACCUCAACAGAGGAAUUUGGUACCAUAAUAAGAUGAUAGCACAACUCAUGGCAAUGUGGCAUAUAUCCAAGGUACCUGCAAGCACAUGGUUCCAGGUGGUACCAGUUAUGCUGCUGUUCCUGCUUUCAUCUUCCUUUUAAACUGUUGGUGGCAAAACCUUGCCCUUCGGAUGGAAUAUAAUGUGGAAUCAAUAUAAAAUGAACAGGCUGUUUAUGGAGAUAAAAUAGAAUUAUGAACAUUUCUUUCACAUCAGAUACACUGAAUAAAGCACUCUGCACCAUAUAGCAUUAUUUUUAUAGGGACUGUUUCUUCUCCCGUUAAAAUAUUCUGCAUUACAUGUAUGGAUGGACAAUUUAUGUUAAGCACUUAGCUUAAAGAUAUGUUUUUAUUAGCACUGUAUAAUUUGUGCCAUCCAGGAUUUUAUGUUUUUUGUAAACUUUUCAUAACAGUACACUUCUGUGCUGUUUCAUUUUAUAUGCCUCCUACUUAGACUAAUUUGACAAUUAAAUCAGAUUAAAAUGGUUCAUCAGUAAGGUUGGACAUCUGAAACAGCUUGACUGUUAAACAGCUAUUGAAUGUAAUUAUGUGAAUGUGUUUUUCCUUGCCUGUCUCCACACAGAUACAUUGUUAAAUGUUAUGGGAAACUAGAGUUGUUAUGGCAUUUAAUGGUGUAAUAGGUUUCCCACAAUCACAUGUGCAAUUAGCUCUGAACUGAAGGUAAAUAAGUAAUGGUAUAUCUUUGUUUGUUUGAACCUUGGAGCCAAGUAAUUUUACUCCAGUUCACCUGUUUUACAAGUGGUCAUUUUUUGUCUUUACUGCUAUAAUUGUAAGUGGCACUUCUUGCACAGUGCUAGACCACAAGAACGUGGAAAAUGCAGGGUUUCAAGCUGAAGCAAUGUAUUGUCAAGUAAUGAGCAUGCAAUGAAAAUUUCUAGUUGUCAGGAAA
Pogona vitticeps (central bearded dragon) is the source of this 3454-nucleotide messenger RNA. RefSeq names its product ribosomal protein S6 kinase A3 (gene RPS6KA3). Lineage: Eukaryota; Metazoa; Chordata; Lepidosauria; Squamata; Agamidae. Gene Ontology annotation, biological process: protein phosphorylation; intracellular signal transduction. The record is from RefSeq and is a predicted model, not a curated record. Gene Ontology annotation, molecular function: ATP binding; protein serine/threonine kinase activity; magnesium ion binding.